GCCCCGCAGACUCCGACAAUAGGCGAGGCUGGGGAGCCGCGCGGUCCGGGAACUUUCCCCGGGGUCGGCGGGAGGCUCGCCCGGGCCAUGGAGGAGGGAGCUGGCACCGCGUCCCCGCUCUGGAACUGGGACUACCUGGACCGCUGCUUCGCCCACCGCCGUGUCUGCAUCUCCUUCGGCCUGUGGAUCUGCUCUGCCUGCUGCUGGAUCGCCGCCCACGCGCUGACUCUCUACCUCCGAUGCACAAAAAAAUGUGGUCAGGACCAGUCGACACUGUGUGCUACCUUCUGCCUCCUGACCAGUCUGUGUGACACAGUGGGGGCGAUCCUAGCCAGACAGCUCACCAUCCAGGUGUUCACUGGAGCCUACCUAGCAGUUGUUGACUUUGUGAACUUUGUGUCCAUCCUCUUCCCAGUCUGUGGUUCCAAAUCCAAGUCAAAGUCUGGUCGGGGCAGCAGGGAGAGGAGAAGAAGGCAUCUGAGAGCCAGUGUGUUUGCCCUGGCUCUGCCGCUGUGCCUGGGUCCAGGCUGGGCAAUCUGGGCUGCUGUCCCCAAGGCUUCAGUCCCAGUCCGAGGGCCACAGAGGAAGCUUCUGGGAAGCCUGCUGCAGGAAAACCUGGAAGUCUUUGGCUACCUGCUGGGUGGCAUCGCUGCCAUUGGUUCCUGGGCAUCCCGGAUCCCUCCAUUCUCCAAAAUCUGUCGGGGGAAGCCAUUCUCCUACAUCCAUCUGUGGACUCGGUUCCUGUCAGCUCUGGCUGGCCUCCUCUACGCCUCAGCCAUUGUGGCCCAUGACCGACAGCCUGAGUACCUCCUCCAGGCCACACCCUGGUUCCUGAUUUCCCUGGGCAGAGCCUCGCUGGACCUUGCUAUCAUCUUUCUGUCCUGUGUGGUCAAGAGCAAGAUGAGACAAGCCUUCGGAUUUGCUGCCAAAGCCAGAGAGGGCCCCGACACGCAAGCCCUUUUGACGUGCACAGAGAAAGAAGACAGUCAGGAAGCCAGGACUGAAGACCAGAACUCAGAUUGGGUGCCUCUCACCAGCCUGUCGCACUGCAAGCCGCUGAGGACAAUGACAGCCGUCAGUCGCUACAUGGAGCUGACCGUUGAGCCUGUACAGCAGGCAGGCUGUAGUGCCACCAGGCUACCCGGUGAUGGACAGACGAGUACCGGAGAUGCCUCCCUACAGGAGCCCCCAUCAUACCCUCCCAUUCAGGUCAUCCAGGCCAGAGUGUCUUCCGGCAGCUCCUCUGAGGUCUCCUCCAUCAACUCCGACCUGGAGCAGAAGUAUUGGGAAGCCCUAAACUCGGAGCAGUGGGACCCCGAAGAUGUCAACCUGGAAAGGAACAAGAACAACGUGGAGAGCCUGAGAUCACAGAUGCACAAGGGCUCUUUGAGCCCGGUGGACUUGACCUCAGACAACUGACAUCACUAGGAGACAGUCUAUCAGCUCAGAACUCAAGCUCAAGCAUCUGCCAGUGACCAGAUGGGAACCAACCUACAGUGCCACCCACAGCAGAAAUGGAAGCUGCUGCAGAAGCUCCCCAAGGAGUGUGGGAUAUGGAACUGUCACUUAGCUUGGCUAGUCUACCCCAUGGCUCAGAAUGGAGCUAAGGCUGUGGGGCCUGUGGACAGAUCUGCACAUGGCAAGUUUCCUCUGGUGAUGAGAAAUUUAUACGUGAAUCCUGUUUGUAAAGAUAAGCUUUCUCCCAAAAGACAUGGGAUCUAUUCCCAUGAGAUUCGAGCAUAAAUAUUGUUCACUUAAUAAGAGGAUCAACUCACCAAGAGUGAGUUCCAAGAUUUGCAUCUCCACAUGAUGCAUUCUUCAAGAAUCAGCUAAGGCCAGAUGAAAGAGUGGGCCCACCAGCAAGGGACCUGGGCACACACACAGGAACUGGCCUCUGCUGUCCAGUCACUGACAUACCUGCCACACGUUACGUGGGGCUGCCUGUUCAACCGAAUAUUUGGAAGAUCACUGGCAGGGCAAGGGCAAGCGUUACCCGAUCUUGGUAACAGGAUUCCCUCCAGCUUAACAAAGUCUGUGCUGGGGCUGGGUUUGCACAUUAUGGGGCCUUCUGUGCGUUAGGGAUAACAGAAGCAUGCAAGGGAUAAGGGCACGGUGCGAAAGUGCAGUUUCAAGCGUGGCAAGGGUGUUUGAGGAUGAUUUUGAUACUGUGACCACGAGUGAGGGGAAGAAUAAAGGGAAUAGGGCAAGGCAGGAGCAAACACUUGAGUGAAUAAAUCUUGGUUGAAUGGAUUAAAAUAUCUCACAGUGGA
Molecule: messenger RNA, 2270 nt
Organism: Cricetulus griseus (Chinese hamster)
Lineage: Eukaryota; Metazoa; Chordata; Mammalia; Rodentia; Cricetidae
Source: RefSeq, a predicted model, not a curated record